AUGGCAGCAGGAUUCGGGGGACAACAGCGGCUGCUGGCAGGAAUGCUGCUUGCGGUUGGCUGGAUGGCAGGAGGAAGGAUGAUGGCAGGAGGAUCACACACAAGAGUAAGAGCAGCAGCUCCUGCCUUGUCCCUCCAUGGUUGUUCUCUUGGAACGAGCAGGAACUUGGCAAUUCGCUUGCGGGGGGGGACUGAAAUCCCCAGGUAUGGAUGGGACCAGACAGCCGGAGAGGUGCAAAUUUUUGUGUUUGAUGAUGAAUCGAAGGAGAACAAGACAUCUGAACGAAAGCUCUCUGCAGAUGAUUUCAGUUUCCAAGCAAGAACUACAGGGUUCUCACUCGUGUGCUCACGGUGGGAUCUUACUAUCAGUGAGCUGUUCUUCGAAAUCGACGCGUCUAGAGCAACUUUCAAGAUCAAAGACAAAUACAUUCUCAUUCGCCUCCCCAAAGCUGAUAUAGAUGUUCUUUGGCCGAAACUUCAGAAAGUUUCCAAGCUCGUUCUUGAAGAUAUUCCCACCUUUCCAGCUUCGUGGCACGAUGACGCGGAUGGAGCGGACGGAUUGGAGGGGGAAAAUUCAACAGAGCCGGAUCCGACAGAAGAUAACAGGCAAGACAAACGAGACAAAAGCUUCCAAGAUCUUGAGUCCUCCUCCAAGGUUAAGACGAUGAUGAUCGAACGGCAAGCGCUUGAGCGACUGCUUGUAGCUGCCAAGGAAAAUAGACUCGCUGAACUAGAAAAGGCUCUAGAGCAUGAGUGCAAGGCUCGUUCAGAGCCGCCUAACGUGAUUCUCGACGCGUUCAAGGAUGCCAAUGCUCGAGGAGUGGUCCACUGGGCAGCAGCAGAGGGUCAUGUUGAGGUGAUAAAGCUUGCUAUGAGGGCGGGAGCCGACAUGAAGGCAAGGGAUGAGAAUGGUCAGAGUCCGUUCUUCAUUGCAGUUGUGAACAAGCGCAUGGAGGCUGCGAGACUUGUAGCUCGAAAUGUCUCUGUGGAUGUCAACGAGAAAGACGCUGGGCUGAGAGCUACACCCCUUCAUCACGCUGCUGGCAACGGCGACCUGCAGAUGAUUCACAUGCUCAUGCUGAUGAACGCAAACGUGAAUGCUACCUCCAUUCUUGGAUCUGCUCUUCAGUGGGCUGCGAUGUCGGAGUGCGAGGAGGCAGUGAAGUUGCUGAUUACCUUGGGGGCGGAUCCCAACGUUCUGCCCUCGGACGAGGGAGGGAGGAAGGUACCUCCACCUCUCGUGAUGGCAGCUUCGAUGAACCAGCACAGGAUGUGCGAGCUCUACGUUGGGGCAGGAGCAAACUUGUCCCUGUGCGAUCAGGAGGGAUUCACGGCGCUUCACUUCGCAGCUGAGACUGGCAACGUAGACCUGUUUCGACUGCUGGUCGAGAGGGGAUGCGACGUAGCGGCGAAAAACGUGCAUGGCAAGACGCCGUUGCAACUUGCACGCUACCGCUGGAGGAAGUCGCAGAGGUAUCAGAAUAUGCGCGACAUUCUCAUCUCCUUGGGGAGGAAUCUGAGCGAUUCAGAGCUGUGCGGUGAUAGUGAUGAGGAGGAAGAGGAUGAAGAUUCUUCCGAGCCCGAGCCUGCUCCUACCAUGUCGAGCACGGGAAACAGCGGCACUGCUGUCGUUUUCAAGGAGAAAGGCAACGAGGCUCUUCGUAGCAACAAGAUGGAGGAAGCGUACGCGUUCUACACUGAAGCUAUCCUACUGGACCCCAGCAGGAAAGAGUUCUUCUCCAACCGAUGCGCAGCUCUCCUCGCCCUCCAGCGUCAUGAAGAAGCACUGGCCGACGCACAGACAGCGAAGGCCAUGGACAGCAGCUGGGCAAAGGCUUGCUUCCGGGAAGGGCAGGUCAGCUGA
Guillardia theta CCMP2712 is the source of this 1863-nucleotide messenger RNA. RefSeq lists its product as hypothetical. The record is from RefSeq and is a predicted model, not a curated record. Gene Ontology annotation, molecular function: protein binding. Bases 1 to 1863 code for a protein of 620 amino acids. Lineage: Eukaryota; Cryptophyceae; Pyrenomonadales; Geminigeraceae. The transcript is spliced from 8 exons.